Zymoseptoria tritici IPO323 is the source of this 534-nucleotide messenger RNA. RefSeq lists its product as uncharacterized. The transcript has a single exon. Bases 1 to 534 code for a protein of 177 amino acids. The record is from RefSeq and is a predicted model, not a curated record. Lineage: Eukaryota; Fungi; Ascomycota; Dothideomycetes; Mycosphaerellales; Mycosphaerellaceae.
AUGGCCAUGAUGUUCUUCCUCAUCUCUGCGAUGUUGCACCUUGGACACGCUUCCGCCCUGCCCCAUCUUCACAGCCGACAGGCUACCUUUGAGAGACCUGCACAAGCUCCUUACGCCUUCAACGAUACGGUCGAAUAUGUCAAGCAGGUGGUGGCUGCAACUGUCGCAGCUGAACAGGACCUCAUCCAGGACAUUUUGAAGUGUGUGGAUAUCACCAAUGCCACCUUUGAGAACACGAUUCUGCCAUAUCUUCAGUUUGACAGCGUCCGAAAUGCACAAUUGCAACCUUUCUACGUCUAUGAUGAUGCCUCGGACAUCGGGGGUAUCGCGAGCGACAUCGACGCCAACGCCACGAGUGAGACGACGAAGACAUUUACGAACGCCGAUUAUUUCCUUUUAGUCGACCAUAUCUACCAGGCCAACUUGGACGACAAAUCAGCCCUGAGCGAAGAGAACCAACUCAUGCUGGUUUCAUUCUGGAAUGCAUUCGCCAGCAGUGGAUUAAACAUUCCUGCCGGCACCCAGCGCGAUUAG